UAGAUGGACGCAAUUCAUACUGAGAGAGGAAAAAACAACCCCCACCCCACCUACACACACACACACACACAUUUCCCCCCUGCUUAUUGUAGAGGGACCUUUUAAUCCCUUUUGGGAGUUGCUGACAUGGGCUGUCUCUUUCAAAUUGGCUCUUUCUGGGCUGCCCCGCACUCUGAGGACACGCGCAAAUCUUUCCGAGCCCCGGCCUCGGUGCCUGCAAGAACACAAUGGAACCAUCCUACAGCCUGAACCCGCACCUUCCUCCGCGGCACAGCUCGCCAGCCGCAUUCAGUAAACUCAAACAUCUAUAGAGUGUCCUUUGCAUGCAGACCAUGACUGAAAGUGACCGUGAGCUCUCUGCUAUAGUGCAGAAACUCUGGGACAAUGAUAUCAAUCGUCUGAGACCUGGGACAGACUAUCGCAUAUCCCUGCAAGGUAAAGCUGGCAACCUGUCGAGCAUGAAUGUUGGGGACUAUGCUGUUGGCUCUCCUUUGUUCACAUAUGUCGACGAAACCAUCUUCAAAAAAGAGACUUUCUUAGCAUUUAUUUCACUCUUGGACAAUUAUGAGAGCAAUACUGGUGAACCAGAGGUUGUGACCCCUGAGGAGGAAGCAGAGAAUCACAAAUUUCUGGACUCCAUUAUAAAGACCCCUGUACUAAAGAUUGUCCACAAAUAUUUAGUGGGCAAGAACAAGUCCCCAGAGGAGACGACAGCCUUCAAGGAGCAGCUGUAUCGCAUCUGGUUUGAACUCUAUGCUCGCAAAGGAUCCAGCAGACCAGACUCUUCAGGAUUUGAGCACGUCUUUGUAGGUGAAACCAGAGGUGGAUGCACUAUUGGAUUCCACAACUGGAUUCAGUUGUACUUGCAAGAGAAGCUUGGACAUAUUAACUACAAAGGCUACACUGUAAAUGCACACUCCACCCUGCCAGAUGAGAACAAACACAUCCUGGCUCUGCACUUCAGCUGGAAGAACGGCAUCAAGCCGAGAGGGAGCAUUUUCAUUGGUGUCAGCCCAGAGUUUGAGUUUGCCCUCUACACACUGUGCUUCCUCACGUCACCCAGUGAGCGAGUCAGAGUCUCUUUCAGCCUCUAUGACUUGGAAAUCGUCUGCCACCACUACAAUCAGAAACACAUAGGAACAACUUAUCCUGUCCUUGUGAGAUACUAGAACAUACGCUGAGUUAAAAGGCCUGUUGGGGAUAUCCUCUUCAUAUACAUGGUUAAUGCUGUUAUAUAUUUUUUUC
This is a messenger RNA of Electrophorus electricus (electric eel), 1245 nucleotides long. It is a transcript of the gene endou2, whose product is annotated as endonuclease, polyU-specific 2. The record is from RefSeq and is a predicted model, not a curated record. NCBI's taxonomy places the organism in Eukaryota, Metazoa, Chordata, Actinopteri, Gymnotiformes, Gymnotidae. Gene Ontology annotation, molecular function: RNA endonuclease activity.